GUGUGCAGACAUGGCGUGGCUCCAUCAGAGUCGAGGCUCUCCCAGACUCGUCCUGGUGGUGGUUUGUGUCGCUCUGCUACUCGACAACAUGCUGCUUACUGUGGUUGUGCCGAUCAUCCCGACGUUCCUCUACGCCAUGGACCACCCCAGUCCAGAGCCUCAGACUGUCCAGCCCUCCCUGCUCCCUCUUCCCAGCAUCAGUGCACCACAGCGGAGAACAGCGCCCCCACAGGCGCCCUCGUCCAGGUCAAACCUCCAGACUGCCUGGACCUCCCAGGCCUCCCAGCUCCCUCGUCCCAGCCACAGUGCACUGGUCCUGGAUGCACCAGCAGAGCAGAACCCCCGAUCAUCUCCUCCCACCUUCCCUCCUCUGGUGUCUCUGUUUGACAACACCACCUUCAGUCUGCACGAGAUUCAGACUGAACCGAUUCUGAACACCGAGCCGACGGACCAGACGAGCCUGACCACAGAGCUGCAGAUCAACGAGACGACUAACGCUACAGAGUCCUCCUGUCUUCAGGACAGUGCGUUCCUGGAGGAGGAAAAUGUCCGUGUUGGUUUGUUGUUUGCCUCUAAAGCGCUCAUCCAGCUGCUCGUCAAUCCCUUCGUUGGCCCGCUCACCAACAGGGUCGGGUACCACAUCCCCAUGUUCGCCGGUUUCAUCAUCAUGUUUGCAUCGACCAUCAUGUUUGCUUUCUCAGGGACCUACGCUCUGCUCUUCUUCGCUCGCUCUCUGCAGGGGAUCGGCUCAUCCUUCUCCUCUGUAGCGGGUCUUGGUAUGCUGGCCAGUGUAUACACAGAUGAUGAGGAGAGAGGCAUUGCCAUGGGCAUCGCACUGGGAGGACUGGCUAUGGGAGUGCUGAUCGGAGCUCCAUUUGGCAGUGUGAUGUACGAGUUUGUGGGGAAGAGCGCCCCCUUUCUGAUUCUGGCCUUCCUGGCUGUGUUUGAUGGAAUAUUACAGCUGUUCAUCCUGCAGCCUUCAAAGAUCUCUCCAGGGAGUGUGGAGGGGACUCCGCUACUGACGCUGUUAAAAGAUCCGUACAUCCUCAUCAGUGCAGGUUCUCUGUGUUUUGCAAACAUGGGCGUCGCCAUCCUGGAGCCGACUCUGCCCAUCUGGAUGAUGCAGACCAUGUGUUCCCCAAAAUGGCAACUUGGUAUGGCCUUCCUACCUGCCAGCAUCUCCUACCUGAUAGGAACAAACCUGUUUGGUGUUUUGGCCAACAAGAUGGGACGGUGGCUCUGCUCAAUGUUGGGGAUGUUUAUCGUUGGCAUCAGUCUGCUGUGUGUCCCUUUUGCCACCAGUAUCUACGGACUGAUUGGACCAAACGGAGGUCUGGGCUUCGCUAUAGGUAUGGUCGACUCUUCCAUGAUGGCCAUCAUGGGCUACCUGGUGGACAUCCGCCAUGCGUCUGUUUACGGCAGUGUCUACGCUAUCGCUGACGUGGCGCUGUGUAUGGGAUUCGCUAUCGGACCAUCCACAGGGGGAGCUCUGGUCCAGGCGGUAGGUUUUCCCUGUCUCAUGGUGUUUAUCGGGGUGAUCAACAUCCUGUACGCUCCGCUCUGCUUCCUGUUACGUAACCCGGCCGUAAGUGAGGAGAAAAUGGCCAUCAUUGAUCAGGAGUGUGUGAUGCACAGGAAAAGCUACAACACUCAGAAGGAGAGUCGUGAGUUUCCUCUGAGCGACUACAGCGAAGAAGAGGAGACGGAGGAGUGACACACACACACACACACACACACACACACACACACACACACACACACACACACACACACACACACACACACACACACACACACGCACACACGCACGCUGCUGAAGAUGUUAUGUUGUGAUGUUUUCUCCAAACAUGUUUUACCAUCACCCUCAGACAUCCUGUCGUCACGGUCAGAUCAGAACAGAUGCUUCUCAACAUGUAGUGUCAACACAAACACGUUCACUGGAAACGCUGAACACGUCUUCAGAGUCCACAACGUUUCGACUUUGAUUCUCUAACCACUCUCAAAUGUCACACUUUAAACCGACUGGAUGUAGCGCUGCAAACUACUUCUGCUUUAUCAACUGGUGGAGGGCUUUAUGUCGGCUUUAAAACCAGUAGUGUGUUUUAUUAAAGUCCACUUAAGAACGCCAGCUUCUCCGUCUUUGUUUCAACGACGUGUGAUGUUGAAAUCAGCAGUUUGACAAACAGAAUAAUUCAGGGAACCAUCAGUCGGAUUCAAUUUGUUAUGAAAGGAUUAUAUUUGAUAUUUAAAUAAAUUAGAUAAACAUAAUGCCUAUUAUUUAUAGCACCUCUUAAUUGAACAUAUUUUAACUUGAUGAAAUGACUACAAUCACACAGGUGAGAUGAGAAUAUAUUAAAAAGAUUAACAGUUAAAUUAGGAGCACAUAUUAUUAUUCAUCUUGUUUUUAUAGGUUUGGUUUAUCAUCCAGGAACUGUUUCGUUAACUUAAUCUUUUUAUCUCACAGUGUUGACAUGUUAGAUGUACCUGAGUCUGUAUCUGACCUCUGAUCUCUGUCACCAUUAAAACCUGUUGUUCACCUG
This is a messenger RNA of Labrus bergylta (ballan wrasse), 2540 nucleotides long. The record is from RefSeq and is a predicted model, not a curated record. NCBI's taxonomy places the organism in Eukaryota, Metazoa, Chordata, Actinopteri, Labriformes, Labridae.